CUCCUCCCUUUCUCCCUCCUCCUGUUAUUUAUUCAUAAAUUCAUCCUCUGGUAAAGCGCCGAGGAGGAGAGCGAAGGAGCGUUACUCGGAAGGCGGUCGUCGGACUCCAUGAUGGGAUUUCCAUUCUGUUGUCUUUGGACCCUGAAUAGGUGCUGAUCUCCGUUUGCCAAAUUCUACAAACAAAAUUCUGACACCAUGGAAACCUCCCCAAAUAUUUCUAAAAGCAAGAAGGCCGUCGUCCAAUCAGAAGGCCCGAUUCCAGAGGAGGCGGGGCUUGCACAUGCCCUCAUCAACACCGAUCCCAACGCCAACUAUGGGGCGGAGCCUAACUUCAACCUCAACCUCACUCUGACUUCGCCAACUAAUCCUCGCCCAGCCGCCGAGACCUCGAAGCUGCACGGAGGGAACAAAAAGGAUGAUGGGAAUAAAGGAGGCGGGGCAAAAGGAGCGGUUGCUACAGAAACCGGCAAGUUGGCGAGCACCCUGGCGAGCCCUGUGAUGUCACCAGGGGAAGGAGAUGAUCCGCCGCGACAAAAAAGCAAAAUUCCAGCUCGCUCACCAACAACCGAGGCGCCGCAAAGGCUGAAAUCCCCAAACCCCAAACGUACUCCCACACUCAUGGCGGCAAGUCCAAAACCCUACCAAGUGGAACAAACAACCAUCGCUAGCAGCCCCAGAACAACCGAAAGACUCAAAACAGAAGUACAGAGAACUGAACCUGCAAGCGUAACAAACCCCAAACCACUUCUGACAACUGGACCGACGACAAAGACAACGAACAAGAUAACAGUUACCCCAAAAAUGCAAACACAAGGAAAAGAAGUUAGUCUUGAGACAGAGUCGCCAAAAACGCUUCCUGUAAGCCUGAACGUCCACAAUCAGAAAGGGGAUUCAAACAGUCCUAAACUUGCCAAUCAAACCCCAACAAUGACAACCAAAACCCCAAAACUAGACCCAGAAAGCACCACACACGACUCAAGAUCUCACAGCUCCGAGACGCCGCCUGUAGGGCCAAAAUCGCAAAAUCAGAGAGCUGAAAUGGCGCUGCUCUCUGCCAAGACUCCUCGAUCGAGUUCCCUAAGUCCCAAACCAUCCACGCAGGGGAAAGCUUCUGGGAUCAGAACCCGCGACGCAUCAGGGUCCAAGGAGAAUCUUGAUUGUAAAGAUUCAAGUGUUGGUUCUGGAUCCAAAACCAGUUCCAAAUCCAGUUCAAACUCUAAAGUCACGGACAGUCUGAAUCCUAAAACUGGCUCAAAUUCCAAAGCCAGUCCCAACUCCAAAACAGCAAUGGGGUCCAAAGAUAGCCUGGAUUCUAAAAGCGGUUCUGCUUCCAAAACCAGUUGGGGGUCAAAGGACAGCUUGGACUCCAAAACUGGCUCCAAUUCCAAAGCCAGUCCCAGUUGCAGGUCCGGGAUGGGUUCAAAAGAUAGCCUUGAUUCUAAGACUGCAACUGAAAUCAACGCAAGCAAAACCAGUCCAGAUUCCAAGACGGUUGUCGGUUCUAAAUCUGGCAUGGGGUCAAAAGACAACCUAGAUCUUAAAACUCUCAAAACCAGUUCAAGUUUUAAGAUGGGCUCUGAGUUGAAUCUCAGCUCUAAUUCUGGUGUUCUCUCCAGUUCUAAACCCGGUCCGACCCGUUCAACUUCUAAACCUUCUCUGGCGGCCUCUGGCUCCAAGAUGGACCUUGUUGUUUCCCCGUUGUCUUCUAGAACUGGUCUGUCUGGGUCCAAAGACAACAGCCUCAAGGCUGCAAGCUCCAGUGCUGAACUCAGUCCAGAUCCUAAAGCUGGUUCAUAUUCUUCUAAACCUGGACCAGUUCGGUCUAGCUCAAAGUCAGCUCUGGCAGAUUUGUCUCAGUCCUUGACGCUCUCACCUAGACCAAGUCCAGCAAGUAGGAGUCCUGGGUCUGGUCCUGGCAAAACUCUUGGUUCUAGUCCAUCUGGACCAAACAGGGAGGUCCUGAAGAGUCCCGGUUCUGCUCCAGGUUCUGGUCUGAUUUCAGGCCGUAUGGCUCCUCUGGGAACCUCCACCCCAAAAAAACAGAACCACCGUUGCCUUGACAAUGAUGAGAGGAUCCACACCAGAGCCUGCAGCGGUUGCAUCUGUCGCUGUGGAAACGAACACCAGCAGCGGUCUUACUCGGGGUCUCACCUUUGACUCUAUCGCCAAGACGUCGGCGAAAACGGGCGGUGCCGACGAGGAGGAACAUUUGAAACCGCCGGAGACCAAAGUGACAGCUGUAGAAGGACCGGUGGUGUCCCAGGGGGCCGUGCAAGGGGUGGAUGUGACUGACAA
This is a messenger RNA of Sebastes umbrosus (honeycomb rockfish), 2295 nucleotides long. RefSeq names its product G protein-regulated inducer of neurite outgrowth 1. The transcript is spliced from 3 exons. Bases 196 to 2157 code for a protein of 653 amino acids. The record is from RefSeq and is a predicted model, not a curated record. Gene Ontology annotation, biological process: neuron projection development. Lineage: Eukaryota; Metazoa; Chordata; Actinopteri; Perciformes; Sebastidae. Gene Ontology annotation, cellular component: plasma membrane.